Messenger RNA from Saccharomyces paradoxus, 1188 nucleotides. RefSeq names its product translation initiation factor eIF4A (gene TIF2). The record is from RefSeq and is a predicted model, not a curated record. The transcript has a single exon. NCBI's taxonomy places the organism in Eukaryota, Fungi, Ascomycota, Saccharomycetes, Saccharomycetales, Saccharomycetaceae. Bases 1 to 1188 code for a protein of 395 amino acids. Gene Ontology annotation, molecular function: RNA helicase activity; RNA binding; ATP binding.
AUGUCUGAAGGUAUUACUGAUAUUGAAGAAUCCCAAAUUCAAACCAACUAUGACAAGGUUGUCUACAAGUUCGAUGAUAUGGAAUUGGACGAAAACUUGUUGAGAGGUGUUUUCGGUUACGGUUUCGAAGAACCAUCUGCCAUUCAACAACGUGCCAUCAUGCCUAUUAUCGAAGGUCACGAUGUCUUAGCUCAAGCUCAAUCAGGUACUGGUAAGACCGGUACCUUCUCCAUUGCUGCUUUGCAAAGAAUUGACACCUCUGUUAAGGCUCCUCAAGCUUUGAUGUUGGCUCCAACUAGAGAAUUGGCUUUGCAAAUCCAAAAAGUUGUCAUGGCUUUGGCUUUCCAUAUGGACAUCAAGGUUCACGCUUGUAUCGGUGGUACUUCCUUUGUUGAAGACGCUGAAGGUUUGAGAGAUGCCCAAAUCGUCGUUGGUACUCCAGGUCGUGUUUUCGACAACAUCCAAAGACGUAGAUUCAGAACUGACAAGAUCAAGAUGUUCAUCUUAGAUGAAGCUGAUGAAAUGUUGUCUUCUGGUUUCAAGGAACAAAUCUACCAAAUUUUUACCUUGCUUCCACCAACCACUCAAGUUGUUCUUUUGUCUGCUACCAUGCCAAAUGACGUCUUGGAAGUUACCACCAAAUUUAUGAGAAACCCAGUUAGAAUUUUGGUUAAGAAGGAUGAAUUGACUUUGGAAGGUAUCAAACAAUUUUACGUUAAUGUUGAAGAAGAAGAUUACAAAUACGAGUGUUUGACUGAUUUAUACGACUCUAUCUCCGUCACUCAAGCUGUCAUCUUCUGUAACACCAGAAGAAAGGUCGAAGAAUUGACCACUAAGUUGAGAAACGAUAAAUUCACCGUUUCCGCCAUCUAUUCCGACUUGCCACAACAAGAAAGAGACACCAUCAUGAAGGAAUUCAGAAGUGGUUCUUCUAGAAUCUUGAUCUCCACCGAUUUGUUGGCCAGAGGUAUCGAUGUCCAACAAGUUUCUUUGGUUAUUAACUACGACUUACCAGCUAACAAGGAAAACUAUAUUCACAGAAUCGGUAGAGGUGGUCGUUUCGGUAGAAAAGGUGUUGCCAUCAACUUUGUUACUAACGAAGAUGUUGGCGCUAUGAGAGAACUAGAAAAGUUCUACUCCACUCAAAUUGAAGAAUUGCCAUCCGACAUUGCUACUUUGUUGAACUGA